UAUUUGCCAUUGGUUGGCCCGAUGAUGCGUUUCGGGAAUAAGAGAGCAAUGUUCAAGCAGAUCGCCCUAGAUCUAGAUCUAGAACUGCAACUUACGUACACGGGAGACCAGUGCGACGCCCGAUUUAAAACUAUUAAGAGGCGUGGAACUGGAGCACUUAAACACAAUUCAACUACGGGAAACAGCAGGAAAGUGAUUGAGUUUGAGGAGGAACUCAACCAAUUACGUCAAAUCGAUGACAGCUUCCAGCCAGAGGUUCUGAUGAGUGCAGAAAGGAUGGAAUUACAGGCAAAAGAUAAGCCAAUAAAGACGGAGUCAAACAAAAAAAGAGCGAGGCCGAGUGAAAUUAUUCUGCAAAUGCACGAGGAGCGAGAAACUAAUAAGCGGAUGAGAUACGAGGAGAGGGAACAGAAAAAGAAAGACAGGCACGAAGAGAAAAUGCAGCUUCUGCGGCAACUCAUCAAUCCAAAAUAAUUCACACACAGACACAUUGGCUGCAUCUAUAUAUCGCGAACUCUAACAUCCUAAUCUCAUGAGUCACUUGACUUAUUCCGUCGCUAUGAUGUAUAACCAGGCUCAUCCUAGAA
Molecule: messenger RNA, 587 nt
Organism: Belonocnema kinseyi
Lineage: Eukaryota; Metazoa; Arthropoda; Insecta; Hymenoptera; Cynipidae
Exons: 2
Coding region: 22-474 (150 amino acids)
Source: RefSeq, a predicted model, not a curated record